AUGUCAAUUCCAAACACUACCAGCUUCCAUCCCUCCGUGUUCUUCCUGUUGGGCAUCCCUGGGAUGGAGGAUCAGCAAAUCUGGAUCUCCAUCCCCUUCUGCUCAAUGUACAUCAUGGCUCUGCUGGGCAAUGCCACUAUCCUGUUGGUCAUCACCUCUGACAAGACCCUCCAUGAGCCCAUGUACCUCUUCCUCUGCAUCCUCUCACUUACAGACUUGGUUCUUUGCUCCACCACAUUGCCCAAGAUGCUGGCCAUCUUCUGGUUUGGUGCCCAGCCCAUCUCCUUCCAUGGUUGCCUCACUCAAAUGUUCUUCAUCCACGCUGUUUAUGCCACUGAGUCAGGUGUUCUGCUGGCCAUGGCCUUUGACCGCUUUGUGGCCAUCUGCCGCCCGCUACACUACUCGUCCAUCCUCAGCCCAGCUGUCAUUGGAAAGAUCAUAGUGGCCUGCCUAUCCCGAAGCCUAAUGGUUGUCAUUCCGUUUAUCAUCCUGAUCCACAGAUUGCCAUUCUGUGGGCAUCAUUUGAUCCCCCACACCUAUUGUGAGCACAUGGGCAUUGCCAAGUUGGCGUGUGCCAACAUCAAGAUCAACAUCAUCUACGGCUUGACGGUUGCACUCUGGCUCAUGGGGAUGGAUAUUGUGCUUAUUGGCUUUUCUUAUGGCUUCAUCCUCCAUACUGUUCUCAAUUUGCCUUCCCAGGAUGCACAACUCAAGGCUUUCAGCACCUGUGGGUCCCACGUUUGUGUAAUCAUGGUCUUCUACAUCCCGGCUUUCUUCUCCUUCUUCACCCACCGCUUUGGUCACUGGGUGCCACCUCAGGUUCACAUUUUCAUGGCCAUCAUCUACCUCCUUUUGCCCCCUGUGCUCAACCCACUGGUGUAUGGCAUUAACAGCAAGCACAUCCGCUGGAGGAUCCUAACUCUAAUCCUGGGGAAGAGAUAG
Messenger RNA from Tachyglossus aculeatus (Australian echidna), 942 nucleotides. RefSeq names its product olfactory receptor 52D1-like. Gene Ontology annotation, cellular component: membrane. The transcript has a single exon. Gene Ontology annotation, biological process: G protein-coupled receptor signaling pathway. The coding region runs from base 1 to 942 and encodes 313 amino acids. The record is from RefSeq and is a predicted model, not a curated record. Lineage: Eukaryota; Metazoa; Chordata; Mammalia; Monotremata; Tachyglossidae. Gene Ontology annotation, molecular function: G protein-coupled receptor activity; olfactory receptor activity.